Prunus armeniaca (apricot) is the source of this 507-nucleotide messenger RNA. The record is from the annotation of a GenBank genome assembly. NCBI's taxonomy places the organism in Eukaryota, Viridiplantae, Streptophyta, Magnoliopsida, Rosales, Rosaceae.
AUGAACAAUAUCCUGGGACUUCUGAGGCUUCGGAUCAAGCGAGGCAUCAACCUUGCUGUUCGUGAUACCAAGACUAGUGAUCCUUACGUGGUGGUCACCAUGGGUUCCCAGAAACUGAAGACAAAAGUGAUAAAGAAGAAUUGCAACCCUCAGUGGAACGAGGAGCUGACGCUUUCCGUUACAAAUUUCGAAGAAAACAUCCAUCUAGAAGUGUACGACAAGGACACGUUAACUGUGGACGACAAGAUGGGAGAUGCAGACAUAGACAUCAAACCCUACGUUGAGUGCAUCAAGAUGGGGUUGGACGUCCUCCCGAAGGGCUGCGCCGUCAAGAAAGUUCAGCCCAACAGGACCAACUGCCUGUCCUCUGAGAGCUGCUGCGUUUGGGAAAAUGGCAAAAUUGUUCAGGACAUGAUUCUCAAACUGAAAAACGUCGAGUGCGGCGAAAUUGUGCUUCAAAUUGAGUGGAUCCACCUUCCUGGUUCUAAAGGUUUAGCAGGUGUCUAG